AUGACGUCGAUAAUCCGGUUCGAAGCACACCCGCCACACAGCCGGCUGUCAGGCCGGAGAAUAAAUGAUGUUCAGCUACUUAAGUCCAAAGAAAACCUGACGCCAACCCUACUCUACAACAGGCUUCUGAUGCAGUUUGUUGACCAGUUUGUACUCAAACAAAUCGACGCCAUUCUUGUCUCACAUCCAGACGCACACCAUUUGGGUAUUUAUACGGCCGACUCUCGCGACCAGAUCUGUGGAUGUCUGCCAUAUCUGGUGGGAAAGUGUGGCCUGAAUUGCGAGGUCUACGCGACGACACCCGUCUAUCUGAUGGGACAGAUGUUUAUGUAUGACUUGUUUCAGUCGCGACGAAACAACGAGAACUUUGAUCUCUUCACUCUCGAUGACGUGGACGCGGCCUUUGAUAAAGUAAUUCAAGUGAAGUACAACCAAACGAUUGCACUGAAGGGCAAAGGCCAGGGACUAACGAUCACGCCCUUACCGGCCGGACAUAUGAUCGGCGGAACCAUUUGGCGCAUCGUUAAAGACGGCGAAGAGGACAUCGUCUAUGCGGUCGACUUCAACCACAAGAAGGAGCGUCACCUCAACGGCUGUGUCUUAGAGACCAUCAGUCGGCCAUCGCUUCUCAUAACCGACGCGUUUAACGCCAAUUACGUUCAGGAGAGGCGUCGCAAACGCGACGAACAGCUCAUCACUAGUAUUAUGGCUACUCUUCAGAGCGGCGGCAAUGUGUUGAUAGCGGUGGACACCGCGGGCCGAGUGCUAGAGUUGGCCCACAUGUUAGAGCAGUGGUGGCGUAACCAAGAGUCAGGGCUAAUGACCUAUCCGUUGGUUUUGUUAAAUAACUUCAGUUAUAAUGUGAUUGAAUUCGCGAAGUCUUUGGUUGAGUGGAUGUCCGACAAACUGAUGCGCUCUUUCGAAGGCCAACGCAAUAAUCCAUUUCAGUUCAAACACUUGCAAUUGUGUCACAAAUUGUCUGAUAUGGACCGACUUGUGGAGCCCCGAGUGGUUCUCGCCUCACAACCGGACUUAGAGUGCGGCUAUUCUCGUGACUUAUUCUUCAAUUGGUCAACAAAUCCCAAAAACUGUAUUAUUUUGACCCAAAGGUGUUCUGCGGGCACUUUAGCCCAUCAGCUGAUGAACAGCCAAAGGGGACGACUCAUCACAUUAGAGAUUAAACAAAGAGUUCCUCUCAAAGGACUCGAAUUAGAAGACUAUCGAAGACAAGAGAAUCUUAAGAAGAGUAAACUGAACGCAACUAACGAUACGUCAGGUGUCGGCGAAUCGGACUCCGAUUCCGAUGAGAACAACGAGAGCGAAGAGGAAGAGGAGGUGAUGGAAGUGGAAGAGGGCGGCAAUAAGAGUCCAGUGGCCGGUAGUUUUGCCACCAGUAGUGGCGGCGCAUCUCAUGCAAUGCAUGGACACCAGAACGCCAUUAAACACGACCUAAUGAUGCCUAAGAAUGAGGGCAAAGUAAAAGGCGGCGGUUUCUUCAAACAGGCCAAGAAGUCGUACCCUAUGUUUCCGGCGCCCGAACGCAAGAUCAAGUGGGAUGAGUACGGAGAGACCAUCCGAGCCGAAGACUAUAUGAUCUUCGAUGUGGUCGGCGCUAACGCCACCCAAACCGGCGAAGAAGAGAACAAAGAGAACGUGAAGAGAGACGGAACCGAAGAACCCAUACCUGAGACUCAAGAGGUGCCAACAAAAUGUGUGGUUAAUGUCCAGACGUUUAACAUUCACGCAAACAUUCAAUACAUUGACUUUGAAGGCAGAUCUGACGGCGCGUCCAUUCAGAAGAUUGUUUCGAUGUUAAAACCUCGUCGACUGAUUCUGGUUCGCGGCUCAGCCGAAGCCACCGAAUCGAUGGCAACCUAUUGUCGCGAUUACGUGUCCGACAAGAUAUUUAUACCGAAACUGCACGAAAUGAUUGACGCGACGACUGAGAGCCAUAUAUAUCAGGUUAAACUGAAGGACUCUUUGGUGAGUUCGUUGUCAUUCGCUCACUGCAAAGACGGAGUGGAGCUGUCGUGGGUCGAGGCAGAGAUCGAAUUGACUCAUAUCGAGUCUCUUUUGCCGCAAAAAGAGUCGGAAAAGACCGACGAUUCGACUAAAGACGGCCAAAAGGCCGACGACAACAGCGCUGAGAUGGGCGGCCGAGAGCUGCUGCCAACUCUACGCCAACUGCCAUCCAAUCAGAUCCCAUCGCAUCCGACCAUUUUUGUCAAUGACCUCAAACUGUCGGACUUCAAGCAAAUAUUGAUGAAGAGUGGCAUUCAGGCCGAGUUCUCGGGAGGCGUUCUCUACUGUAAUAAUCAGGUGGAGGUCAGACGGAGUGAGUUCGGGCGCAUACACCUCGAGGGCACGCUUUCCGACGACUACUACAAAGUUAGGAAAAUACUGUACGAACAGUACGCUAUCAUUUAGUGCUCGUGUUUUUGUUACCAUUUUUAGUCGUCUAUUAAAUCAAAUAAUUGUGAAAAACAUGUUUUCUGUGUUUGAUUUCAUUUUAUAUACGAUAAGAC
Medioppia subpectinata is the source of this 2525-nucleotide messenger RNA. Lineage: Eukaryota; Metazoa; Arthropoda; Arachnida; Sarcoptiformes; Oppiidae. The record is from the annotation of a GenBank genome assembly.